AUGUAACAAUUCAUAAUUCCUAAAACCUUUAAGGCAGCCUAAUUAGUUGAAUACCGAAAAGCACUUCAAAUUGUUGAAAUAGAAACACCUUAAUUAAAAGAAGGAGAAAUAUUGAUAAAAGUUGAAGCAGCACCAGUCAAUCCAUCAGAUCUAGCAUUAAAUGAAGGACAUUAUCCUACCAGAAUAGUAUUACCAGCAGUCCCAGGAAUUGAAGGAUCAGGCAUCGUAGUCCAAUUAGGGUAUAUUCUAAAGAUUUAUCUAAUAGACCUAAUGUAGAGAAUGUGAAGGUAGGUACUAAAGUUGCAUUUAAUGCUCAUUCAAACUAUGGUAGCUAUGGAUAAUAUUCUGUCACUUCCAGUCAAUAAAUAAUACCAUUGGAUGAUGUUAUAUCCUUUGAACUAGGAGCCUCAUCUAUAAUUAACCCUGUUACAGUCAUACUCAUGUUAAUAGAAACUUAAGAACUAGGAGCUAAGGCUAUAGUUCAUACUGCUGCCGGUUCAGCCUUAGGCAGAAUGUUAGUUAGAUAUUUCUAAGAUUCUGGAAUUGACGUCAUUAAUGUUGUCAGAAGACAAGAAUAGGUUGAUCUACUAUAAAAAGAAGGUGCAAAAUAUGUUUUAAAUCAAACAUCAGAAACCUUUUUCAAAGAUUUAAAUGUCUUAGCUACUUAAUUGAAGUAAUAUUCUUUUUUUUCAUUCUUUUAGUGCUACUGUUUUUUUUGAUGCCAUUGGGGGAAGUCUGACGGGUUAAAUACUCAGUCAAUUACCAAAUAAAUCAACUGCUUUAGUUUAUGGAUUAUUAUCAGGAUAACCUAUUAGUGAUGUUACAGCAAAUGAUUUACUUUUUAAAAGUAAAAUUGUUAAGGGAUUCUUAUUACCUACUUCAAUUCACAAAUAUAAUCCAUUUGUUGAUAUUAAUGCUUAAAAGAAAUUAAAUGAAUUACUCAAAACAACUUUAAAGACAGAAUAUGCUAAUUAAUAUCCUUUAGAUAAAAUUAAUGAAGGAAUAGAAUUUUAUAAAUUGAAUCAAACUUAAGGAAAGAUCUUAAUUAGACCAAAUUAAUGA
This is a messenger RNA of Paramecium pentaurelia, 1062 nucleotides long. The record is from the annotation of a GenBank genome assembly. Lineage: Eukaryota; Ciliophora; Oligohymenophorea; Peniculida; Parameciidae.